Messenger RNA from Gloeophyllum trabeum ATCC 11539, 1109 nucleotides. RefSeq names its product indole-3-glycerol phosphate synthase. Gene Ontology annotation, biological process: L-tryptophan biosynthetic process. The transcript has 3 exons. The annotation marks the transcript as partial. Lineage: Eukaryota; Fungi; Basidiomycota; Agaricomycetes; Gloeophyllales; Gloeophyllaceae. Gene Ontology annotation, molecular function: phosphoribosylanthranilate isomerase activity; indole-3-glycerol-phosphate synthase activity. The record is from RefSeq and is a predicted model, not a curated record.
GUCAGCAGCUCGUCGUGCAGGGUGAGUUCAGGGUUCAAACGUUUAUAGGUACGCCGAAGUCCCUUGGGAGUUUUGGUUGUCGAGGGAAAUCCUAGGCCAGGACAGGCAUACAUAACGGUGUUUGACAGGAGCAAACUGUGCUUGAGAGUACCACAUAGCAGCCCACCAUGUCCACUGAAACCAAGUCGAACGGGGUGCCCAGCAUCCUACAGAAGAUCUACGCCCAGCGCCAGCUCGACGUCGAAAAGGCCAAGUCCACGCCGGGGACCACCCCCUCCGACCUCGACACCCUCCUCUCCCUGCACCUCGCCCCGCCGCUCAUCUCCGUCGUCGACCGCCUCAAAUCCGGGCCCAAGCCCGGCCUGAUGGCGGAGAUCAAGCGCGCGAGCCCGUCCAAGGGCGACAUCGCGCUCACCGCCAACGCCGCGCGCCAGGCGCUCACCUACGCGCUGGGCGGCGCGUCCGUCAUCUCCGUGCUCACCGAGCCGACGUGGUUCAAGGGCUCGCUGCUCGACAUGCGCCUCGCGCGCGACGCCGUCGGCGCGCUGCCCAACCGCCCGGCCAUCCUGCGCAAGGAGUUUAUAUUCGACGAGUACCAGAUCGCCGAGGCGCGCCUGCACGGCGCGGACACCGUCCUCCUGAUCGUCGCGAUGCUCCCCGUGCCGCGCCUCCAAGCCCUCUACGCCUACUCGGUGAGCCUCGGCAUGGAGCCCCUCGUCGAGGUGAACAACGCCGCGGAGAUGCACAGCGCGCUCGCGCUCGGCGCGAAGAUCGUCGGCGUGAACAACCGCAACCUGCACGACUUCAACGUCGACAUGGGCACGACCUCGCGGCUCGCGGACAUGGUCGCCGGGCGGGACGUCGUCCUCUGCGCGCUCAGCGGCAUCUCGAGCGCAGCAGAUGUGGAGAGGUACACCGCCGAGGGCGUCGGCGCGGUGCUCGUCGGCGAGUCGCUCAUGCGCGCGAAGGACGCGGGCGCGUUCAUCCGCGAGCUGCUCGGGCUGCCCGGCACACGCGAGGCGGCGACGCUCAAGCCGCGGGCGCCCCUCGGCAAGGUCGACGGCGUGCGGACGGCGGAGGAGGCGCUGCGCCUCGCGGCGGAGGGCGCG